Molecule: messenger RNA, 2070 nt
Organism: Effrenium voratum
Lineage: Eukaryota; Dinophyceae; Suessiales; Symbiodiniaceae
Source: the annotation of a GenBank genome assembly
AUGCUAGCAGAUCGAGAGACUCCAGGACUAAGAUCGGAUGCCAGAGCAAAUUCUUCCAUCGAGGCCAACUGGGAGGGCAUCUUCGAUGAUAGAAUGCUCAGCUCGCUAAGCUGCAUUCAGGAAGGAGAUGAGAUCCCAAGUCCUUGUCCCAGUCAGCCGCCAACCAGGCUGGGUUCCAAGAACCUGGCAGUUGAGUUGGAAGGCCGGGAAGUUGGUGGGGAGCAUUUGGACGACACCCUUCUGCGUCUGCAGAAUCGUGUCACAUCCAUGCUCGAGCUGCAGCGGGCCCAGCCCAACGGGAGCUAUGGGAAUUCCGAGAGCUGCCUCAAGGAGCCCAAGCCUCAUGACACCGGCGGUGCCUCGCGCAAUGGGCACGCGCACCAGGGGCACCUUGGCCAUGACGGGCGCGGGGCGAGCGGUCCUUCCGGUCCUUCCGGUCCUGCCGGUCCUUCCGGUCCUGCCGGUCCUUCCGGCCCCUGCGGCCUGGCGGAGCGGGACGCGCGGGACGUGAAGAAGCGGGACCUGGCGCGGCACUACCGGCAGCAGCUGGAGAUGUUGGAGCUGGAGGAGAAGGAGCUGCAGCAGCAGAUGCGGCUCCGCCAGCAGCUGCGGCAGGAGCUCUUUGAGGAGGAGCGGCGCGCAGAGGAGGCGGAGGCCGCUGCCUCAGCAGCCUCGGCGGCCAAGGACCAGGCCAAGGACUCCCAGGAUCGGCAGGCGGAAGUGCUGGCGGAGGAGAACCGGCAGCUGGACCUCAUGAGAAGGCAGCUGGAAGAACAGCUCAGGGUCAGCGAGGAGCGGAGGAUGCAUUUGGAGAGGGAAAAUCAGAUACUCCAGUUCCGCACAAGUGUAGAGCACGUGCAUCUGUCGGAAAGCCGGUCAGCCCGGAGUUUGGGCGACCGGCCUCGGAGCGGGCUGCAGAAGACUUUUGGGGUCUCCUCAGCCGCGUCCUUGCGGACAGCUUCCCCUCGGGCAGUUUCCCCGCCACGUGCGGCUCCGCCACAUGCGGCUUCCCCGCCACGAGCGGCUUCCCCACCACGUGCGGCUUCCCCACCACGUGCGGCUGCCCCGCCACAUGCGUCCAUCCCGCUGCGCGCGGCUUCCCCCCAGCGGAUGAUCUCCACGCCACGGCAUCCACCGUGCGCUCGGCAGGCCGCGCGAACGGUGCCCAAGUUCCAACAUCCUAAGCCCGCCCGCCCUGCGCUGCGGCGCGCCUACGUAGGACAGGGCGGACAGGGCGGACAGAGCGGACAGGGCGCAGUCCGAUCUGCUCCUGCAUGGGACGGUCGGCCAGAUGUGAAGCCAAUCGUGGAGCCGCAAGGCCAGAGGAAGCAGGCGGCCUCCAGCCCCGGCUCGACGCCAGAGGACAGCCUCUGGACACCGCUGGACGAGUGCACUCGGAGCGCGAGACUGCCAAGUCCCACCAAGACACCUCGCCAAGAGAGUGCUCGACUCUCUGGAGAUGAUUAUUUCACAGGCGCUUCUCCGCACAAUGCGCCCUCCGCGCCCUGCGCGCCCUGCGCGCCCUGCGCGCCCUGCGCGCCGAGCUGUGCCAGCGAGCCUGUCACCCGGAGGUUUGACGCGCCAAGUGUCCCUUCGACAUCCCAAGUGUAUGCGCCGCAGACUCCGUCCUGGGCAGCGCUGCAGCAUCCCCAUGCAGUGACCAGGGUCGAGUCUUCGCAGCUGAAACCUCGGUUCGGCCCUGGCCGCGGCUUGGUUUGGCCGACGCUGGACCUGACGUGGGGUGAGGGCCCGGCCACUGUGCCGCCAUCCCCGGCGGUCCUUCAGCAGGCUCCCGCCACGGCUCCCUGGUCGCCGGAUGCUCGAGGAGAGUUGGUGCGCGAGGAGCCGGCUGGUCAGGGCCCAAAGAGGACUGUGACUCGCUCUGCAUCGGCUGCUGGCUACUCCCCGAGCAAGGUAUGUGCACCCAAGGAGCGAGGCUCUGCUAGGGCUGCCUCGAACUUCCUAAUUCGUUCGUCUUCCACGCCACUCGUGGGACAGUCCAGGACUCCCCCGCCUGCAAAGUCGUGGACUGGCCGUCGCGCAGAUCGUUCUGCCGGUACCAUACACUAG